Molecule: messenger RNA, 3763 nt
Organism: Mytilus trossulus (common blue mussel)
Lineage: Eukaryota; Metazoa; Mollusca; Bivalvia; Mytilida; Mytilidae
Product: REST corepressor 1-like
Exons: 14
Coding region: 113-1588 (491 amino acids)
Biological process (GO): negative regulation of DNA-templated transcription; regulation of transcription by RNA polymerase II
Cellular component (GO): transcription regulator complex; histone deacetylase complex
Molecular function (GO): transcription corepressor activity; sequence-specific DNA binding
Source: RefSeq, a predicted model, not a curated record
UUGCCCUAGGUUUUGGUGGAAUAGACAAGCUAACUCCAUUGUUACAGGACUGAAACACGGGAAAACACGGAAAAGUUGAUUCUUUGGAAUUAAUUGAAACGUGAACAUUAAAAUGGUUAUGGCUGAUCACAAAAACGCGGCAGAUAUAAGAAAUGGAAGGCGAUCAAGAGGUGCCAGUCCAAACGAAUUUUCAGACGACAGUAGCGGAGAAGAUUCGGAUCACGAUAAUGGAAUGCGAGUAGGAGAUGAUUUCCAAGCUAAAGUUCCAGUUUAUAACCCAGACAUUAAACCUGAAGGUAGAAAUGAUGCCAUUCUAGUGUGGGCACCAGCUUGGGAUCUUCCUGAUGCUAAAGUUGAUGAAUAUGUGGUGAUUGCUAAAGAAAAGCAUGGAUACAACACAGAACAGGCUUUGGGCAUGUUGUUUUGGCAUAAACAUAACGUUGAUAAGGCAUUAUCAGACCUAGCAAACUUCACACCAUUCCCAGAUGAGUGGACUGUGGAAGAUAAAGUUUUGUUUGAACAGGCAUUCAGUUUUCAUGGCAAAAGUUUUCACAGGAUCAGGCAAAUGCUUCCUGACAAAUCAAUAGCCAGUUUGGUUAAGUAUUACUACUCAUGGAAGAAAACCAGAUCAAGAACAAGUCUGAUGGAUCGACAAGCCAGAAAACUAACAAAGAAUGGUGACAGUGAAGAAGAUUCAGACAUAGAAAGUAAAAAAUCUGAUGCUGAUGAUGCUAACAAAGAAAAUGGGAAGCAGGAAAAAGACACUUGUUCCAACUGUGGUAUAUCUACCCCAACGUUAAACCCAACACCUAAAGGUUCUCUAUGUUCUUCAUGUUUCCAAUAUUGGAGAAGAACUGGUGUAAUGAGGAGUGCUGGACCAAACAGACAUGACCAUGGCCAACACAGACAUAACCCCAUGAAACACAAGAGGAAACCCCCUCGUGGAAUGUUUAUUAUUGCAGAAGAUCUGUCUCUAUUUACCUCAGGACCUCCAGCUCAAGCAGAUGCUGUUCUCAAAAAUGCAGAAGCUGAUCUAGUCUCCCUCAAAAGACAAGUUCAGAAUCAUAAACAAAUGAUAAGUAUGCAGAAACAUAAGAUGGGUUGUAUAGAUGAACUGAGACCACCAGAGGGCAAUCAAAGAAUAAAUGCUCGUUGGACAAAUGAAGAGCUUUUGUUGGCUGUUCAAGGAGUGAGGAAAUAUGGUAAGGAUUUUCAGGCAAUAGCAGAAGUGAUAGGAAACAAGACAGAGGCUCAUGUUAGAAGUUUCUUCAUCAAUUUCCGAAGACGAUAUAAUUUGGAUGAAGUAUUAGCUGAAUUUGAGGCUGAACAUGGAACAGAACAUACCAACGAUGAUGAUUUAGAUAAGGAAGAAGAAAAGAUGGAAGUUGAUAUAAAAGAACCAGAUAAUUCUACUCCUAGCUCUGGAACACCUCCACCAUUACUGAAGCAGGGAACCUCACCUAUCAAAGUUCCUAGUGUAUCACAACACAGAUUGAUACCAAACCAGCGAACUAUAUUACAGCAACCACCACCCCUUAUCAAACCAAAUUCGUCUUCACCAAAGCCAGCUAUUACAACACCUUCAUAGGAUUUACUAGAUGAUUAAAUGGAUUUGUUAUGUUAAGUGCUCAGUUGAGGCCUGCCACCAGAUAUUGUGUGAUGCCAGAUAAACUGUAAUUUGCAGAUAGCGCAAGAAAUGUAUUUCAGGCAUUAUUGUCUAAGGCUAUAGUUUUACCGUUGCCCAUAUUCAUGUUAUGUAGUAUUAAAGGGAUCGCAUCAGACAGCUGACACUUGAACCAUUUCAAAAUGGUUUCCUGGUUUUUAUAGUUCAUGGAAUUUCUCACGUAUCACAUCAUUGCAUCACUUAAUGCGAAUAAGUGGGAUGUUUUUGUUUGUACAUUUUAUUUCUGUUGUUACUUGUAAAGAUAUUUAUUUAUUUUGUUUUCUCAGAUUUUUGUAUAUUGAGAAUAAGUGUUUUUGAUGUUUGCACUUUUGUUUGAGGUGUAAGGUGCUUUAUUUUUAUAUGGUACUAUGUAACACAGGUCUCCACAUUGUGAACAUGUCCGUCUAUUAGAUAUUUAUGACUGUCUUUGAAGUAUGUAUUGUAUAUCUUACAGCUGAACUAUUAGAAGAUGUAUGUUGUGUAUAAAAUUAAAGUUUGCUUGUUUGUUAGGCUAACUUUGAACUCUUUGAUAAUUAUUGUAAAUAUUGAAACAAACUGAUUAGGUUUUUUCAGUAACAUUUUUGUUAACUCUCCAAUGAUAUGAUUGGCUAGUAAUGACUUGUUACUCUUUCAAUAGCCAUUAUACAUGUAGGUAGUAAAAAAAACGAAAGAAAUAUUGAUUUUAUAGUCAUCAACCAAACAAGCAUACAAUAUGUUGGUAACAUUUAAGUAUACAUGCUGUAAUUCAGUUUUUACUUGGCGGUACAUACAUAAUGUAAAAUAUUUUUGUAAGAACUGGAAUUUUUUAAAUUAUAUCAUCAAACGUCAUUCCCCGGUUACUUUUAUAUUUAUAUAAAUGAUAAAAUUAGUAAAAUGAGUCUCCACAUGUUGUAUGGAUCGUCUUGCAAUGUUAUUCGUGUUUUUUGUUCAGUGCAUUGUAAUCGUUUCCAUCAGCAUUAUCUAUGUGUGAAAGUUUCAUUUUUAUUCACUUAAACAGCAGCAUUCAUGGAUUUUAAAUAUUUCAUCCCAUCGAUAUAGGGUAUAUUGCAAUUUUUCAGAAAAUUAAAGUCAACAUCAUCCCCAUUGAUGUACUCAGGCUAUUUAUUGUUGUGUUCAUUAGGUUUGAGGUGCAGUUUGAUUCCUUUUAGAACUUUAAAUUAGAAGUAUAAGAAAAUUGCAAUUCUGGAGUGAUGGGCUAUCUUUCUGUGUCUGUCCCAGGUUCUAAGGAGGCAUGGAAAGUUUGAAAAAGGUGAAAAUGGUAAAACAACUACUGAUUGUGACUGAAUUCUCUAUUAGAAUGACUAUUUCUGGUUUAGGUCAAAAUUAAGCUAUUCCUUUUAUACCACCCUCCUUUACUAAUGCAUAUGAAUCUAGUACUGUGUAAUGUUAAACAGUUACAUCUUUUCUGUUGUUUUAUGUUAACAAUAUUUCAUAGACAACUGAUCAUCUUCAUUGUCAAACACAUUUUUACCUAAAUAUUCUAACUAGUCUUCAUUCAUAAUACAUUUUUUUCACAAACUUCAUGAAUCCAAGUUUUAAAGAACAACUUAUAAAUGUUCUUGUUUCUAAGGCAAACUUAUUGUUAAUCUGUUUCACUAUCACCAAGUUGUAUUUCAAAAACAAAAGCGGUUAAUUUUGGUUUUAUGAAGAUAUACAAAAAUCCUGUUAUAAGGCCAUAAAAGUGUUUGGGUCAGUGACCUGCAUAUUCAUUAAACCAUAUUCAUUGUUGACCAUUGUGUUACAAGAGGAUUACUGUAAGGGUUUACAGCUAAUUUCCUAAUACAUGUAGGACAAGACUUUGAUUAGCUUGCUUGCAUUGUUUGUAUAUUGUACAAUUGUUAUAAGGAUAAUGUCCAUUCAAAUUAAAAAUAUAUAUAUAAAUGAUAUAUACAGGAUUAAAUAUAUGCCUAUAUUUUGUUGGAAGAUGGCAAUGUUAAUUUCAAAGCUUGAAUUAUCAUUUAUACAAACAAAGCAAGCAAGCCUACCAAAGUUUUACUCUAUAAGCAUUAGGAAAUUAGCUGUAAAUGAUCAUUACAAAUUGUAUGUGUUAACAUGAUGAAUGUCAUGUGAUGUAAUGGUGAAUUAAAGAUUUGUAAAAUA